UGUAUGAUGGGAGGAGAGGAAAAAUUAGGAGAGUAAAUGAGGGGAAAUGACCAAAUGUGUGUGAAAGUUGAGAGAGGGGGUGUACGACGAGAGAUCACUCUGCUCAACGUCCACCAGACCCGGCUGGAGCCAAACUGCCGCUUCCUCAGGUAGAUCUGAGUGUCCCGCCUGACGGCAGCUGGAUUAAGGGAAUUGCAGACUAUCUGAGAGUCACGUCAAACUUAUAAGAGGCGGGAUUCAGACCAAGUUUUUGGAAAGUGGUUCUUGAAGGCAUUUGGAAGCUACUGUCCGACCAGCUUGAUCGUGCAGGCCAUUCUGCCUUGCUGCAGAACUUUUCAGCCUUGCUUUCCUGACAAGGUGCAAUGGAUCCAGAGACAGGGCUUCUGCACCCAGUGUUCUGUGUAGGACUGACCGUUCUUUUCUCCUGUAUCAGGGCAGACGUGGCUCCUCACUUCUCAACAGAGCCCCACUCCACGAUACAGAAACUAGGAGGACGGGUUCAGCUUCGCUGUGCUGCAGAACCUGCAUGGACAUACAUUACGUGGCACUUCAAUGGACAAAAAUUAACAGAUAGUGGCCAAAAUGGAAUAGAGAUCCGAUCUGGAUCAUUGAUUAUUUCCAGUCUACAGAUGUCCCAUGUUGGGAGGUACCAGUGUGUGGCAAGCAGUUCUUUGGGUGUUAUAGUGAGCAGCCCUUCUUUCAUUACCAUUGCAACCUUAAGUGAUUUCCAGGCACCCAGACAGCGAGUAGUUACAAUAGAUGAAGGAAGCACAGGUGUUAUAGAAUGUCAUUUGCCCAACAGUAAACCCUCAGCACUCAUCCGUUACCGAGUGAGGGGAAAAUGGCUUGAGCAAUCUACAGAUAACUACCUGAUCCUUCCCUCUGGAAACUUACAAGUACUGAACGUCACACAGCAGGAUAAAGGAACCUACAAGUGUGCAGCUUACAAUCCAGUUACGCAUAAGAUGAAAAUGGAGCCAUUUGGGCAUAAACUGUUGGUCAGGCGUUCUGGAACCAAUCCUGCGCACAUCAUCUACCCCACAGCCCCACAAAAUGUAACAGUGAUUCAGCACAGUCCUCUGACUCUAGAAUGUGUAGCAAGUGGAGUUCCAACCCCACAUAUUCGAUGGCUAAAAGAUGGUGUGGAGUUGUCUGGAAACAAAAGGUUGAAAUUCUUUCACAGUAACCUUGUUAUUGAUCAAGCUGGAGCAAAAGAUGCUGGGAGCUAUGUGUGUAUUGCUGAAAAUGGAGAGGGUGAACCAGUAACUGCAAACUACACAGUCAUUGUUCAUGAGCCUGCAACAAUCAUCAAAGGAUUGCAAGAACUGACACUGCCUGUGGGAUCCACAGCAUUUUUAACUUGUGAAUUUCAUGGAAAUCCUCUGCCCAAUAUCACUUGGUACCACAACGCAGCUACUGUCCAAGCUGGCCUUCGACACUUUGUCUCUGGGAACAGAAUGAAGAUUGUGGAAUUAAAUAUUGAGGAUGCUGGAAUGUAUCAGUGCAUGGUGGAAAAUGGGAUUGGUUCUAUGCAAUCAUCAGCGAGACUCAUAGUCCAAACAGAUAGGGACAAAAAGCCUGUGAUUAUCUCCCCACCCACCAAUAUGAGAGUGACUGAAGGCGAGUUUGUUAUAUUAACUUGCAACGCCACUGGACAACCAACACCCAUUAUCCGCUGGUUCGAUCGUCACGGGCUGAUUAGCAGCCAUCCUUCUCACAUUCUUCGGUCAAAAUCCAGGAAUUCUCAACCCCUUGGUACGGGCAGUGCAAACUCCAAUACUCCUCGCCUCACUGUGUCCAGAGCUGGAUCAAGCUCUCUUUACAUACGCACCGCAUCAUUGGAAAGUUCUGGGCAAUACAUCUGUGAAGCCUCCAACAAAAUGGGUUCAGUGCAAGCAGAAGCUUUCCUCUCAGUUGUUUCCAUUGAAACAAAGGCCGGGGUUGAUGACCUAGAGCCCACAAUACCGGCAAGAGGUUCGGAUAUCGUUCAGAGUGACGAAGGUGAUGAAAGCAUAGACUAUGAUUAUAACCACGACGUUGUGCUCCAACAACAGCAGCCAACAAAGGAGUUUGUUGCCCCUAAGGGAACGCAGAAGACAAAUGUUGCCUCUCCACCCGAUGCUCCCAUCAUUCUCAGUGCUCCAUAUACCACUAAUCCAGAUAGUUAUGAUUUGAUCUGGAGAGCAGGAAAAGAUGGUGGCUCACCCAUCAAUGCCUACUUCGUCAAGUAUCGCAAGCUUGACAACCAUGAGAAUAUGUUGGGAAGCUGGCACACGAUUCGGGUUCCUGGUAGUGAGAAUGAACUGCAACUCGCUGAGCUUGAAUCCUCUAGCUUGUAUGAAGUACUAAUGGUUGCACGAAGUGCUUCUGGUGAAGGUCAGCCAGCCAUGCUGACAUUCCGAACUGGCAAAGGGCGAUCCUCAAAGUCAAAGGAAACCCCUCGGAUACCUUCACAACCAGUGGGAGUCCCCAAGCAAACAGCAGUCGAGGAUAAGGGCAACACUAAUUUUGGUGUGGUAAUCCACGAUCCAGCACGCCAUAGCGGAGUCCCUGAGGCACCAGAUCGACCUACAAUCUCAACUGCCUCAGAAACAUCUGUGUAUGUGACUUGGAUCCCAAGAGCAAAUGGCGGCUCUCCCAUCACCUCUUUUAAGGUGGAGUACAAACGCAUGGGAAGGAAUAGUGACUGGCUGGUGGCAGCAGACAGCAUCUCUCCGUCAAAACUCUCAGUAGAAGUACGAAAUCUUGAGCCAGGUGCCACUUAUAAGUUCCGUGUGAUCGCCAUUAAUGCCUAUGGUGAAAGUCCAAGAAGUGCAGCCUCACGGCCAUACCAAGUGGCAGGAUUCAGCAACCGGUUUUCGGCACGUCCAAUCGCAGGUCCUCACAUUGCUUAUACAGAGGCUAUCACUGACACACAGAUUAUGCUGAAGUGGACGUAUAUUCCAUCAAGUAACAAUAACACUCCCAUACAAGGAUUUUAUAUCUACUAUCGACCUACAGACAGUGACAAUGACAGCGACUACAAACGAGAUGUAGUGGAAGGAAACAAGCAAUGGCAUCUCAUCAAUCAUCUGCAGCAUGAGACCUCGUAUGAUAUCAAGAUGCAAUGCUUUAAUGAAGGUGGUGAAAGUGAAUUUAGCAAUGUGAUGAUCUGUGAGACCAAAGCACGAAGACCUCCUGGAUCCUCUGUGGUGAUGGGGGAUGACUUGAGUACACAGCCGAAUCUUGCUGACCACUUAGGGGGUGGACAUGGGGCAUCUUCCUCAAGCACACGGAGCAGCGACAUGUUAUACCUGAUUGUGGGCUCGGUGCUUGGAAUCAUGGUUCUUAUCCUCAUUAUCUUCAUUGCUAUGUGCCUAUGGAAGAAUCGCCAACAGACAACACUACAGAAAUAUGAUCCUCCUAACUACCUCUAUCAAGGCCAGGAAGUAAAUGGACAGCUGAUGGAGUACACUACUCUGCCAGGCACCAGCCGAAUCAAUGGAAGCAUCCAUGGCAGCUUCAUUGGCAAUGGGAGCCUGAGCAAUGGUUGCCCACACUUGCACCACAAGGUUUCAAAUGGAAUGAAUGGAAUGAUGAAUGGGGGGAUGAAUGGAGGGACAACGCUCUACCCAGCCAGCCAUACAAACUCUCUGCCAAGUACCCACAUGGACUACGACCAAGCUCGCCAUGUUAUGAAUGGUGGUGGGAUGUACAAUGCACUUCCUCAGACGGAACCAUCAGAAUGCAUCAACUGUCGCAACUGUAGGAAUAACAACAGAUGUUUCACUAAAACAAAUGGCACUUUCCCCAGCAACAAUUUGCCCAUGAUUCAGCUAACUCCAACCUGCCAUGAAGACGGCAUGGAGAUGGUGCCUUUAAAUCACAUCAUUUCUCCAUUAUGCCCUGGAACCAUUGUCACUGAAAACAACAGUGAGGCAGAGUAUGAUGGUUCAAAAGAAAAUGCUGAACAGUCCCUUUCCCAAGACUUUUGCUGCAGUGAGAACCAAGACUGUGCAUUUGAGGACAAUAUAGAAGGCGACAAAUAUCCUGACUUGGAAAAUGAGAACCAAACUCUGAGCUGUGAUCCUCCUCCUUCCAACUCUGCUCCAAUGGACAAUGACAAUGCAACAGCCUGGAGUACAACAGGACUUGCUGAAGGCAACACUUGCAAGGAUCCAACAGAAGGAGAACUGAAGAAAACCUAGGGAACCGUUCCCCGUUUGCCUGAAGCCUAUAACUGCACCGAAGUCACUGAAAGGACCAAGGAGGGAUCAGAAGAUGACACUAUUUAUUUUUUUUGUAGUAGUAAAAUAUUACUCCCUAUGAAUGUAUUUGAUUUAAAGAUGUCUUCACCUUUUUUAAUUAUUUAUACUAUCAGAGGAGAAAUUCCUUUUCUGCAGAAUGUGGAGUUUUAGCCUUGUUUUGUAUAAAGUUUUGUAAUAAUAUAAAGAAAGAGGAAGCUAUAGAAAUUGUUAAUUAAUAUUGGAUCAUACCUAUCUGGUGGAUUGAAAAGCACUUGGAAGGAGGACAUUUUGAGAUUCAAUGCCCAGAUUGUGAGAGACAAGAGCUGAUCCCUGAAAGGACCCGUAGGACGGGUAAUGCAAAUAGAGGGUUUUGUGGUAACAGGAACCUAUGUGUAUUACAUAGGGACAGUAGUUGCUGAUAUGUAGGUAAUAGGACUGGUAAAAGAACUGCUCAAUCCUGUCAUACAUGAUUAUUAGACUGACUCCAUUUACAUGGACCAACUUGAUCAACAUCAAGUCGAAAGCAUCCUCUCCUGUUCGCAUUAUAAUCAUGAAUCUGUUGCCAAUAUAUAAUAUCCCUAUUGAUUUUUUAAAAAAAGUGAACCUUAGGUGGGAUGUGGCCUCACCACAGGUCAGAAGCCAGGAUGUUCAGUUUCCAUCAAUGGCUGAAGAAACGUGGCUAAGUAAGAUGACCAACUCCCACCUUUCACUGCUUGGCUUUGUGCUGAAUAUUUAGAAUUUGCUUUCUAAUAAAACCAGUCAGUUCCGUGUACAGUAAAGCAUUCAAUGUCCGUGUAAAUGGAGGUGCGACUGCUAGCCCAAUAGCUUCACCAGUCUUUACUCAUAUAAAACAAAGAUGCGCAGCAGGUCCAACUGCAUCUACUAACCGUCAACUGCUAUUAUGGUAAUGCUUUGUUUAACGAGGAGUGUGACAGUUUUAACUAUUUAGCUGUACAAUUAAUGCACUUUUUGGAUGCAUUUACCCAGCUGUUACAAUAUUGACUUAAUUUUUAAUUGAGGGGAAAUGAAGUUUCGUUGACACUGUUUGAAUUUGGUUGGCGUUGCGGCUUUACAUAUUACAGAUGCAGUAUGAUGGUGUGCUGUUUCAUGAUCUCCUUUCAUUCUUAUUGUGCAUUGUAUUUAAGUGUGUAGGUGAUUAUUAAUGAUGUGUCCAGUCUUCAGGUACUCUUGGUCACAACUUGACUGUAGCAGCUUUGAAUCUGGGUAUUCCUGGGUAAGGAAGGAACAAAGGCUUCCAAAAUGUGCACUUUCCCGAUUCUGCCAUGAGUGUUUAUUAACAUUUGGUGAAGUAAGAUGGAGAGAAGCAGGAACCUCUGGCUCUGACACCUUUAGCUCAGUGUAGCCAUUCGGCCUCUGGGUUCACUUGAUGCCUCCAUUGGGUCCAAAGUGAGCUAAAUUUCUCUUUCCCCUGUUGGUUAUGCAUUUGCUCCUUGACAGGUUUAACGUAGUUUUAUUUCAAUGGAUGCCUGCCUUGUAGUCACUCCAGUUCCCUGAUUUCCUGACCACUCUUCUAUUGACCUCUCCCUCAUCAUCAUCUACCCACUGUAACCUCAGAUUCUGCUGUGAAACAAUUAGCUUGUAUACCAGCCAUCUGUCUUUCUAUUUGCAAUUGGUUAAUCAUACCAAAAAUAAAUGCCCCAGUCAUUUCCAAGCUGCUAGCAGUUCACUGGAAAUUCACUGGCUGUUCAAGCUACUUUCUUCCUAUUUCUAUGGGGUUGAUUCUUGCUCUAGGCUGGACAAGGACUCCUAGCAACUAGUCAAGAGCUAGUAUCAGAAUAAAACCAAAAUAUAAUACUCAAUGGCUCUUAUCAGAGUAAUGUUUUGGUUAGGAUUCUGUUGGAAAUGAACAAAUUCCCCUGGUAGGAAAAAAUGUAAAUAUCAUGGUAAAAAUUCUUUCCAAAACAUUGCUUAUUCAAGGAGUUUGCACUUUUAAACCUCCACCCAACCCCAGCAAUGCAUUAAGGUAACAUAGAUCAUCCUUCACAAUAAAUCUACUGGCUCAAAACAAUGAUGUAAGCAAAUAUUUAACAUGUUUUAUCAAUCAUGUGACUUUAGAAAGGUUGUAGAUUGUUUUAUUUUUUACUUGCGUUAUGAAACACCUAGUGUUGGGAAGGGCUUUUAAAUCUCCCUAAUCCUACAGUUAAGAAGAUCAAAAGUCCAACAUUUAUUAUAAUGUGUUUUCCUCUGCAAAAAUAAAUUUAGCAUUAAUAGAUUUGUGUUAAAUUCCUCUCCAUAUCAUAAACAGGUUAGCAACUUCCAAGGUACCUGUAAUUUCAAAGUAUGGUACAAAGUUAUUUAUUCCAAUGGCACACUGCUGAUUCAGAGCCUCACACAGGUUGGAAAAUGUCAAACAUCCCUUAAUUUUCUGUGGUGCAGUAAAAUAGACAGGUACAAUUAGCCUCUCUUCUAGGCAUUGUGGGGGUGGUUAGGAGACUGGAUAAGGUACACCUGAUGCUGUUUGUAAUGCCUAUCUGGACAUCAGUUGAUAAGACAAUCUGAGUCUGGCUGCAACAAAUUCAAGAGAUAGUUCAUGGUUUUCUGUCAACAGGAAACUGCACAGACUUUCCUGGAGCCUUGCAUAUUGUAAAUAAUUACCCUCAAAACACUACAAGACUUUCACAGAUUAUCCCCAUAUCCCCCAGUGAUGAUUCAUAAAACAUCAAACUGCCUAAGUUUUAUUGUACUCUUAUACUUCACCCUCUAUCAGAAACAAAUAGUGUUUUUUAAAUGCAUGUUUUUGUAUUAUAUAGAAAAUAUGCUAUAUUUUCAUAAAUGGUUGUAAUAUUCUUGUUGAAAUUGUACAUAUUUUUCUAAAUAUGAUAGCUCAGUGAAAUGUUUGUAAGAUACUGUUAAUAUUAAAGAUGAUGCUGUUGCCUCCAUUUGCUGUGUCUGGGUGGUGGUGCAGCAACACUGUAGCACCCAGAA
Messenger RNA from Pristis pectinata (smalltooth sawfish), 7172 nucleotides. It is a transcript of the gene cdon, whose product is annotated as cell adhesion associated, oncogene regulated. Gene Ontology annotation, cellular component: axon; plasma membrane. The transcript is spliced from 21 exons. Lineage: Eukaryota; Metazoa; Chordata; Chondrichthyes; Rhinopristiformes; Pristidae. The coding region runs from base 363 to 4187 and encodes 1274 amino acids. Gene Ontology annotation, biological process: axon guidance; nervous system development; cell-cell adhesion. Gene Ontology annotation, molecular function: protein binding. The record is from RefSeq and is a predicted model, not a curated record.